CACUUUGCAAAUACCCCUUGUUUUUGGAGUUAGUGUGGGAUAGAUGAUUGCAGAGUAAAUGAUUACAGCAGCCUCUCCCAACCUGGUGCUCUCUGGCUGUUUUUGACUACAAUUCCCAUCAGUGGUAGGAGUUAUAGCCCAGGCUGGGAAGGGUGGAGAGCAGUGUAGGGUGGUGUCCUUUUGGGUUGCAGGGUGGGUGACGCGGCAUUCAAGCAGCAAUCUCUGUUGAGAGAACAGGGCUUGUGGCAAUUGACCACACAAACGUCCUCGUAUUCAUCUGUGCAAUGCUAGAGGAUGUGGAACGGUCUGCAAUCCAGGCAUGUGGCUCUCUGAGUCACUGCUUAGUAACAUGAAAUUGGUCUUCAGGGUUCGGCCCAUCAAACGGGUGGGUCAGGCUUGCAUGUGACACAUUAGCGAUGAGCUCAUGUCAAGAGUGCUCACCCUCCCUCCACGAGUCCUUGCAAAUGCAAGGCGGAACAUAGCAAGCUUGCCUUGUGCAGAUCAGAUCGUGGGCCACUCUAGUCCUGUGGUGCCUACCUGGGACUGGCAGCGGCUCCCCACCGUCUCCGAGAGGCCAUUCCCAGCAGAUGGACCCUGCGAUCGUAGGAACACAGGACGCCAUCUUGCACUGAGCCAGACCCUUGGUCUACCUGGAGCCAAGCCUGGGACCUUCUGCAUGCACAGCAAGGGCCCUGACACUGAGUUAGGAUCUCUCCCCAACCAGAGGAAACACUAUUAUUUAGUGGAAGACAACAUGCUUUGCCUGCAGAAGAUCCUUGGUUCAGACCCUGACGUCUCCAGGGUAGGGCUGGGAAUGCCGUCUGCCGACAACAAACGUGUAGACGCUGUGCUGUUAUGAUACGCUAGGCUGAAGCACCAGCCCCCACAGCAUAAGCCACAGAUGGGGCAGCAGUUGUCCAGGUGCAGUUGGACCCCACAAUCCCAUCUGCCCUAAAUCAAACUGUAUUGCUUGGCUCCUGUUGGGAAGGUUUUGUGCGUUUUUUAACUGUAAAGAUUUUAUCUGUUUUUAUAACUGUGUUUUCUAUAGCUUGGGUCUUAUGGUGGAGGGUGGGUCAGAAAUCUUGAAAUAAAUAAAUAGCCAACAUCAUCUAAUCUCCCUGCAAACAAAUCGGGGUGAAUGCUCAAUAAACAGGUCAUUUGGAAGCGCCCUCCCCGUCGCGAGUGAGCGAGAGAGCUUUGAGCUCAGAAGAAGCUGAUCAGUCAAACUAGAGCUGGCUAGUGUUGCAUUAAGCGCCAGCUCUUGCAAGUCAAGCAGCACUGCUGGUCAUUCUCUACCAGACAGAUUUGGAUCACAAAGGGCUGCACCCAGUGUUAGCCCUGCUCAGGAUAAGCCUAUUGAAAUUAAUGAACAUGAGUAGCUUUAGUCCAGUGGGACUACUAUAAAUAAAAUUUAGCUGAAUAUAACGAAACGUUUUUGGAGUGGGCUGCGUUUAAACAUUUGAUUUGCAAAAUGGGCUUCCAAGGCAGGAGAUGAUGGGGAAGGAACACAGCAAAGAACCUUUGGUUGAACCUCUCCCGGCCCCCAGUUCUUUAAUAUGGCUCUCCAGAUGUGGUUGGGCUCCAUUAGAAGUCAGCAUCGUUCGGGGAUAAUGAUGGAGGUUGGAGUCCAGCAACAACGGGAGGGCUGCAGGUUCCCCAUCCCUGCAUAACAAGGCGUCAGAGUUGUGGUGGAGGUAGCCAGGGGCAGUGAAGGCAAGUGAUGGUCAAGCUCAGGGAUGGGGAACCUGGUGACUGUCCAGAUAUUGCUGGACUACAACUCCCAUCAGCCCUGGCAGCCGGCAUGGCCAAAAGUCAUGGAGGAUGAUGGGGGUUGGCGUCUAGCAACAUCUGGAGGGCCACAGAUGUCCCCCAGUUCUGGUUUAAUGGCUCUGCAGUAAUGAAAAGAGGUCUUUGCUUUUGUGGUGGUCACCUGCUACCCCCUUUCCUGCCUUACAACCUAGGAAGCUGCCCUCUACUGAAUCAGACGCUUGGUCCAUCUUGUUCAGUAUUGCCUACCUUGACUGGUAGCAGCCCCAGGAUUUCAGGCGGGGAGUCCUUCCUAGCCCUACCUGGAGGCGCUGGACGUUGAACCAGGGGACCUUCUGCGUUCAAAGCAGGGGCUCUACCUCACGUUGUCUCCAGCUAAGUCCUCAGAGUAGAGCCCUUGAAAUGAAAGGACCUACGUCGGCCAUGUCCGUCAACUCCAAUGGGUCUUCUCUGAGUAGGGCUGGUGUUGGAGACAGCCUGCAGUCUGCCCCUAAAAGCCAUCAUGGUCUGGGGUGGUGAGCAUGAUGCUCUGAGUUGAUGGGUCGCUAUUAUUCAAGAGCCUGGACUGUUGCUUUUUAAAGGAAGAAAGAAAGGUGAUGGCUGACCAAAAGACACACGCACGAGCAGACACAAUUGCACAGCUCUUGAAGGAGCAAAACGUGGUCCCCGCGUUUUCAUUGGGCUGACUUUGGACAGAGGCAGGAUGGAGAUGCUUCCAUGCGACUGGGCGCCUGGGGGUGGGAGAGGGAGGAGUGUGUGUGUGCGUGCACGUGCCUGUGUGUGUGUUUGGUCAGCCCAGAUUUCACGUUGAUGGGGGAUUUUUUUUAUUUUUUGCUCUGAUCUGCUGUUUUCUUUCAGAUGAAGAAUUUCGCGAACUUUCCGGGAUUUGGAAACACGACCAGGGCAGGGUGCAAAACACACUAGUAUAUAUCAGUACACCAAGAAGCUGUUCCUGAGUGAGCAGGCUGGCCGGGCGCAGGUGGUGGAGUUCAUGCGCAAGAAUGUCGCCAAUUCCAUCUCCAUGGCCAACCUCGUUAUGGGCCUCUCCUCUGUCCUCUGUAGCCUGAAUGGGCAAUAUCAUUAUGCGUGCUGGCUGGUCCUGAUUGGAUUCCUGCUUGACCUUGCAGAUGGUGCUGUUGCCAGGCAGCUGAAUGCUUGUUCUGCUUUGGGUGCCAAGCUGGAUGAUUUCGCUGACUUUACCUCAUUUGGCCUGGCCACCGCCCUCCUCCUACAAGCCCAUGGAAUCCUCGACGGGCUGCUGGUGAUCGUGUACGUGCUGGCUGUCUUCACGCGCCUGUGCUUCUUCUCCAGCGGGAUCCCUUUCAUGUAUCGGGGGCUGCCCUGCCCUUACGGAGCAUCUGUGCUGGCGGCCACCUACCUCCUAACUGGGGGCAACCUGGUGGUGAUGCGCAUCAUUGCCAUGGUGAUGAUUCUGUUCAUGGUGGACCAGGGCUUCUACCCUCACGACAAGGUGCUGGAGUCCCAGUCUUGGAAGAAAGCCAUCUUUGCAGGAGGAAUUCUGAUGGUGAUGUUUUCUGCCUCCCACUUUGCUUCGCUAUACUAUCUGAUUUGGUCCACAUCGUACAUCUUCUUUCCUACGGCCCUGUGGAGCCAUAAAGUCUAACCUCGCCCGUGUGGUCUUGUGCGUGGAUUGACAACAGCUUUACGCCACGCUGCAGCCGCUCGCCCAGGCCAGCCCUUCCAGGGAGCUGAAACUGGUGGAAGCCAGUGUUAACCUCCGUGCGUUGCUUAAAGCCUUACUAAAGCUUUCCAUCACCCUGACUCAAACGUAAUGGUUGUGAGGUCUCUGCAGUUGCGAUUUCCAUCCUGGGCAGACUUGGGUUCCUGGGGAGCACUGUGGCGUCCUUCCCUGGUUCUCCCUGUCAGGUUCCCACCUGCUUGUGGCUACUGCCUUUCACUAGGCACCACCAGGGAUACCACCAGUCUGGACCAUCCUUUAUAUGGUUUCUCACUCUGCUCUAGCACAGAUCUCACUAGAUCCCCCUGCUAGGCAGCACCACCAGUCACGUCCUAUAACCAAUACUCCCAGAGACUUUGCCUGAGUCUCUCUCUAGCUGGUUACUUUUGUGACUGUGUGCUUAUGCUGUUCCCAACCCCCUUGUAUCUUUAUAGAUAACGCAUACAACUUUGGGUUGCUCUGGAUACUUGAAUUGUUAUUAUUCCUCCCUUCACCGCUGCCACCAUUAGAUACUGUUUCUGUUCAGCCUUGGUAAUUACCUUGCCCUCCCUUCUGGUAUGUAUAUCCCCCAGCCAAGGAUCAGGCCUUUGGUAAACCAAAUAAGUAUUUAUUAAAUAUCAGAAAUAACAAGAUUAGUUUUAGAAUGUUUCACAAGCGUAUGGUUUCAUCUAUUCCUGUUUUGUACUUGACUUAUUAUUAAUCAGAACUCCAACUCCCUUUCUCCACACUCCUGACCUUCACCCUCAAACACCUCUUUCUUCACACUCCCAACAUCCACCUAGAUUCAACUGUCAUUCUUCCAUUUAUACUCCCAGCCAUUCAAACGCUCAGCCAAUCAUCCAGCAUUCUACUGCUCAUGUACUCCCCCCUCCUCUUUCACUCCACUUACCAUGUAUCUUCUAUACAAACAGCACUUACCAUAUUUACACUAUAAGCAGGAACAUCACAUUCCCCCCCCUUAAAAUAACAGCAAAGUGUUAUUCCUGCUCUAGGAUUCAUACGACACGUUAACAAUAAAAAACAAGUCUCUUUGGGGAAAACGUCUUUUUUGCACCCACGUCUGGGUCACGUCACUGCAGUCCUGGCCACCUGCCUUGAAAGUCCAUCGGCCAAUACGUUGUCCUUGCCUUUUAUGAACUUGAAGUCCACCUGGUAAUCUUGUAGAGCCCAGGACCACCUCUGCAGCAUAGUGUUAUGAUUUAGUCUGUAACCAUAACAAUGCUCGAUGAUCCGUUGUCACUGUAAAUCUUCGUCCCCACACGUAUGGGCGCAACUUGCUCAGUCCCCACACGACUGCUAGGCACUCCUUUUGGACCGAAGAAUAAUUCUUCUCCCUCGAUGUCAGCUUGCGACUAAGAUACGCCACUGGAUGUCUGGUGCCUCCUCCCUCUUGUAGCAAGACGACUCCCAGCGCUUACCAUAUUUACACUAUAAGUAGGAACAUCACAAGCACAACGGUUGAUUUGGUUAACACUCCGAGCCUCAACUUUGAUGUAGAUAUGAAUAUACAGAUUCUUUAUAUGCAUGCUGUAUAUAUAUAUAUCUGUAUGUAUGUAUAGAUUUGAAGAGGAUAAAUUUGUUUUUUAGAUUUUUA
Molecule: messenger RNA, 5060 nt
Organism: Rhineura floridana
Lineage: Eukaryota; Metazoa; Chordata; Lepidosauria; Squamata; Rhineuridae
Gene: TMEM269
Product: transmembrane protein 269
Exons: 6
Coding region: 2759-3391 (210 amino acids)
Biological process (GO): phospholipid biosynthetic process
Cellular component (GO): membrane
Molecular function (GO): phosphotransferase activity, for other substituted phosphate groups
Source: RefSeq, a predicted model, not a curated record